Molecule: messenger RNA, 7340 nt
Organism: Lepisosteus oculatus (spotted gar)
Lineage: Eukaryota; Metazoa; Chordata; Actinopteri; Semionotiformes; Lepisosteidae
Gene: lpin1a
Product: lipin 1a
Biological process (GO): positive regulation of transcription by RNA polymerase II; cellular response to insulin stimulus; fatty acid catabolic process
Cellular component (GO): mitochondrial outer membrane; nucleus
Molecular function (GO): phosphatidate phosphatase activity; transcription coactivator activity
Source: RefSeq, a predicted model, not a curated record
UCGUGUUACAUCUGCCGAGAGGAAAAGGGACCCGACAGGGGUGGUGCUACGGGGCCAGAUAACAAUCCUCGCCUCUUCCACAGAUUACGUCUCCGAAAUGAAUGUCGCUUUUAAGAAAUCAGGAAACCAGAGAAACAGCCCGUAUGGUACCAGAAAAAAAAUAAAAAUAGAUCACAUUUGAGCCGUUUUCUUACAAGUGCAGGUCCCCCCCAACCAUAGGGUUCCUCUCUGAGCACUGCCAGCGAACUGUCAGAGCUCCCUUCACAAGGGUAAAUCGGAAAGUGCAGCAAGCAACACAGUCUUUUUCUGUCCAACGGCCCUAGACCAAUGAGUACUGCACGUGAAAUGUUUUUGUUUUUUUACGGUUUAGGAAAGGAUGUCCUUCUUGAAUUAUGAGGCGUAUUUGCAUCGGCAAUCUUAUUGGGCGGUGGAUGGGUUUGACGCGUAAUGUCAGCUGUACCGCUGGGAAGGUUAAGGUAGAGAGACUGUAAAAAGGCAGUAGAGAUGAGCAGCAUCUGAGCACAUAUACACUGCUUUCGGACGAAAUUCUCUUCGUGUUUUGGCCCGUUUGCGGAGUUGAAUGAAUACGACGCAGCCUUUCAACAUCGGUGGAUGGACGCUUACGACCAUCUGAAGGGACGCAAACCAUGAACUACGUAGGGCAGCUGGCGGGCCAGAUGUUUGUGCAGGUGAAGGAGCUGUACAGAGGACUAAACCCUGCCACCCUGUCAGGAUGCAUCGAUGUCAUCGUGGUGCGGCAGCCAGAUGGAAGCCUGCAGUGUUCUCCUUUCCACGUGCGCUUCGGGAAAAUGGGGGUGCUGCGGUCAAGGGAGAAAUUGGUGGACAUAGAAAUAAAUGGGGAACCUGUGAGUUUACACAUGAAACUUGGAGAAAAUGGGGAAGCCUUCUUUGUGAAAGAGACAGAGAAUGAUAAGGAAGUGGUACCCUCAUACCUGGCUACCUCUCCUAUCUUGUCGGACGGAGCUGCGCUGAUGGAAGCACAGCUGGGAAGUGUCUCAGCCAGGGGUUCGGAACUGGGAUGUCCCGGUCAGACUGGGACCUCCUCCACAGCCGCUCAGUCUGGAGCCGAAAACCCAAACUGCUCUGUGAAGAAAAGACGGAAAAGACGUCGAAAGUCCCGGGUGGACAGUGUCAAGAGAGAGGACAGUGGAGAUUAUUCUGAAGAUGAAGAUAUGUUCCCUAUUGACAUGAGCUCCGAUGAUGAGACUGAGCUGGCUGACAGCACCAGGAUGGCAUCACGUGAAAUCUACAGUGAUGAGGUACCGAUGGGAAAGCCCAUUGGCAACAACUUGAAGCAAAGCAUUAUGUACGCGUGUUCAGAUGGAGAAUGGUCACCUGUUCAAAGCCCGACGAUAGGGCACAAAGGCCUGUUCUACACUCUACCAAUCCCUGCAAGCAGUGGCUUGUCUGUCUCUUGCCCACAGCAAUCUUCUCUCUUCCAGCCUUCAGACAGCCCAGGAGGAUCAAGGCCUUCAACACCGAAGAGCGACUCUGAGCUGGUCACUAAAGUCUCUGACAAAGCUAAGCAGGACAACCCACAAAUGCUGUGGGCCUGGGGGGAGCUACCACAGGCUGCAAAGCCUUCAUUUCUGUCGCAGUCUGAGCAGUCCGUUCUGGUAAACAUCCCAGUUUCGGAAAGCACCCAUUUCAGGGUGAUUUCUGGCGACUCCCCCACCGAGGCUCACGAAGACUGCCCCCCCUCACCUCUCCCGCUGGAGGCAGCCGCCUCCGAGAGCGAGGCUGCGGCCGAGGCGGAGAUGGAGGCCGGCGUCAGGCCGGCAGGGGAAACUCCCCGGCCGCUGGCCGAGAGCGAGGAGCCCUACCCCCCCGCAGGGCAGCCCCGGCCAGCCAGUAAAACCGACUCCCCCUCCAAGAGGAAAGAUAAGAGAAGUCGGCAUCUCGGAGCUGACGGUGUUUACUUGGAUGACAUUACAGAGUUGGAACCUGAAGUGGCAGCUCUGUACUUCCCCAAGAGCGAUGCCAGUGGGCCUGGUAGGAGCAGCUCAGAGAAUGGAGCCAGAUCUGCCAACCAGUCCCCACAGUCUGUGGGCAGUUCAGGGAUGGAUAGCGGAGUGGACAGCUUCUCUGAUCAAAUAGGCGAUCUGCCCUCCAUUGCCAUCUCCCUCUGUGGAGGGCUGACUGAUAACAAGGAGAUAACAAAGGAACAAUUUCAAGAAAAAGAAGUAUCUUACCAACAGUUUGCUGACAAUCCAGCUAUCAUUGAUGAUCCACACCUCGUAGUGAAGAUUGGAAACAAGUAUUACAACUGGACUACAGCGGCUCCAAUUAUGCUGGCAAUGCAGGCUUUCCAGAAACCACUGCCGAAGACUGCUGUGGAGAACAUCAUGAAGGAAAAGAUGCCAAAGAAAGGUGGAAGGUGGUGGUUCUCUUGGCGUGGGAGGAACAGCAGUGUCAAAGUGGAAUCCAAUUCAGAACAAGGAGCAAAUCUGAAAGGAGAAGAGGCUGGAAAAAUGGCUUCUGUCAGCAGGCUGAAGGAUGAAUCCUCUUCUAGUGAUGAGGACCACAGGACAGCUGAACAGAGCUCUGCUGCUACACAGCAGGAUUCUGUAUCGCUGUCAUCCACGGGGGUUUCAUACAAGAAGACUCUCAGGCUCACAUCUGAACAGCUGGUCAGCCUCCAGCUGAAAGAUGGACCCAAUGAUGUUGUCUUCAGUGUGACUACACAGUACCAGGGCACUUGUCGCUGUGAGGGAACCAUAUACCUGUGGAGCUGGAAUGAUAAAAUAGUCAUCUCUGACAUUGAUGGCACCAUCACAAGGUCUGACACCCUGGGUCAUAUUUUACCCACCCUUGGCAAAGACUGGACUCAUCAAGGCAUUGCCAGGCUGUACCAUAAAGUCAGCCAAAAUGGCUAUAAAUUCCUGUAUUGCUCAGCCCGAGCAAUUGGAAUGGCGGGCAUGACAAGGGGCUAUCUGCACUGGGUGAAUGAGAGGGGCACCAUGCUGCCUCAGGGCCCUGUACUGUUGAGUCCAAGCAGCUUGUUCUCAGCUUUGCACAGGGAAGUGAUUGAAAAGAAGCCAGAGAAGUUCAAAAUAGAGUGUCUCACAGACAUAAAAAACUUGUUUUAUCCGAACACUCAGCCAUUUUAUGCCGCUUUUGGGAACAGAGCAACGGAUGUAUACUCCUAUAAGGAAGUGGGAGUUCCUCUAAACAGAAUCUUUACAGUCAAUCCCAAAGGUGAACUAAUACAAGAGCAUGCAAAGACCAACAUCUCAUCAUACGUGAGGCUGUGUGAGGUGGUGGACCAUGUUUUUCCACUGAUGACACGGAAAGAUUCCUCGGAUUUCCCCUGUUCCGACACUUUCAGCCAUUUCAAUUACUGGAGGGAGCAGCUGCCUACUGUGGAGAACCAGGACAUCCAGCUAGAAUCAAGCUGAGCAGGAAAAUAACAAGCAGGCAUGGAGAUCUGCUUUCUAGGUCAAAUUGUAUUUCUAUACCUCUAUUCAUGGCAAAAGAGCACUUUUCAAAUAGAUUUUGAAGUAUAUAGAGUACCUUCAAUUUCAUUUUGAAUGCAUUUUAACAUCUAUUGAAGAUGCUUUUAACAUCUAAAAGUUAGACAGCCUUCUGUACAGUUUCACCAAGGGUUGCACUGCAUAAAAAAAAAAAGUUUUGAUUUGAAAAGUUUAAGCGUGUUUCGAUUCAAAAGCAGUCAGAAAUCUGUUCUAUAAUCAUUAUUGCACUGUAACUCAUUAAGUGCGAUUUAAGCACUGUUGGAGGAUGCUGGCAGGACAGACCCCUUUGUGUUUAAGUCUGUGCCAAAUGUUCAAUUCUGAGAGCGAGAUGUACAGAGCUGCCUUCUUUCGUUUCAGUUACUGAUUAUUGAUUUGAGACUCUGUAAAUCUGAUUUUCUGUUACUUUAUCAGAGAAAGAUAAGCAUGGCUGUGUAGUUAUAAUGUAACCAAUGCACUUGUAGCAAUGGCAAUGUAAAAAUAAUACACUAACACAAUACUUUGUAAGACAGAUUUAAUAUCUUUUACAUAAUUUUACAUCUACGUUCACAUUGAUUUUUAGAAAAUCAAAUUCUGUGAGGAUUAAGUAAAUCUUCCUUAUAUACUGUAUGCAUCAUCAUACACAGAUGAGGCGUUACACUCUUUUCAUUGAAUUUUGAGUAGGCGCUGCUUUUGAGUGAUGCUGUAGAUGAAAUUAGUUCACUCAUAAAUGUUGAGUGCUUUGGGCUCCUUCUGGGUGAAAAGCAUUUUAUAAAUAAAAGCAGUUAUUAUUAAGGGGCAGGCUUUAGAAACUAGUUAUAAAUGCAUGAGACAAAAAGUCUUUCUGCUAAGCAUAUGAAAAAAUAGCUUUAAAGUCAAUGUGAAGGAGUGGAUGCUGGAGCACAGUGUACAGUAGAUGAAUGACAAGGCAUAAUCUAGUACUACAUACAGUAUGAGUAAGAAAUAAUACCAUGUCAGUCAGAAAAACUAGAUACAUUUUCGUGCCUUUGUAGUUAUUCCCACAAAGAUCAACAUUUUUCUCAUAAGCAUUUUGGAAGGGAACAUCUUUCUGAAACCCUUACAUGUUAGUGUUUUUUACAGCUGUUCAUAUAUUUCCUAUUAAUACUUCUUUUGACUGUAUCUAUCUCUACUUAAGAUAAUUGUUUUAUUUUAAUAAUGUGUGCAGGCUGUCUGUUAUACUACAACAGAGUUGUGUAAAAUGCAUCUGAUUAUUGAAUGCUCUUUCAGUUCAGCUUUAAUGUUGAUAUGACAAUUAGUAAGUAAAUGAGUAUAGGAUGGUCAAGUAUUGGCUAAAAUGUUAUUUUCCUGCCAUUAUAAUCCUAUUUGAAUAUUAACAAUCUCAAAAUAACAAACUCAGGGGUGCUUCUUAUUUUCCAUGAGUAAAAUUCAGGGUUCCAAUUGCAAUAGAUUCUCUAAUGUAACAACUUUAAAAAGGAUAUAGGACUGAAAUGGCAUAAGACCGAGUCGCCCUGUUGUGAUUUUGAUUUGUAUUACUAAGCACAGUGAAAUUGAAUGCAGUUGUAUAAUUCCUAUUAUAAAUAACACUGGGUUUGUGUGCUACAGCCAUCUUACAAGGUAAUGAAAUAGUCUUAUUUACAGAGAGUGUACAAUGAAAAAGAAUUACAACAUUUGUGGAUGUUCCCUGCACUGUAUAAAUGGGGGAAUAUAUGCUAAAUUAAGGUAAAAACACCGUUAAUGUCUCCCAGGUAUCUACAGUAUAUCACAGUGUCAUAUAGAUUCAUACUUGAAACCUUCUAUAAUAUGGAAAGACUAAAUAUUUUGUUACAUAUUUUAUGUGUUUUAAAUGUAGUUUGCAUAUUUAAUAGAGACUAUAAAUUGUUACUGCUUUUUAAUGCAAAUUGGAUCCACCAUACAUUAUACAUAGAUUACAUACUGUACAUAUAUUCAGUGUCGAAAUUUCCCUCCGUUUCAAACUGUAUGCAUUAUUGGAAACCAUCUUUUUACACAGUAGUUUUUAAAUAAUAUUUUCCAGUCCUCAGAAAAUAAGGGGAUCUAAUAAUAAAGGGGGUUCCCGAACUUACUGUAGAUUUUAAGCAAAUAUACAUUACAAAUAGUACACAAUAUUGUGCCUGUUGACAUUGUAGCAGGGUGUCAUGAUGGCACAGUGGUUAGCAUUGCUGGCUUGCUGCCAUGGAGCCCUGGGUUCAUUUCCUGGGGUGCUAUCAGCAUGGAGAUAGUAUGUUGGGGAUAGUAUAACCAGGUGUGCAGGUUUCCUCCCACAGUCCAAAGAAAUGUUGGAAGGUUAAUUGCCUUCUUAAAACACCCCUGGUGUGCAUGUGCCCUCGGCGAUGGACUGGUGUCUCGUCCAGCGUGUUCGGCCUUUUGCUGCUUUUGUUGCUUGCCUACACAGACUCUGGCUACCCCUCAACUCUGUAUUAUAUACAGUGGUUUGAAAAUGGAUGAAUGGAUGUAAUAGUAUAGCUGAAGUAAUAUUAAAGAGGCAUUUUCCACUGAGUCCGUAUAGUAACAGCACAAUAUGCUGUGUAUUGUGGUUACUUCAAGGUGUUCUUCAGCAACUUACAGAACAGAAAACAACAAGGUGCAUGUGACCUCCACUUGCAUCCAGCUGGGCAAUGCCCAGUUUUUUUUUUUAUAUGGCAUGUUCAACAUGUAGACUUCUACAAUUUUAAAAAUGAAUGUGGUAUAGGAGGACAUUUAUCUCCCCUCGGUGUAUAAAAGAGAUUUAUUUUGUAAAAUUAAGAUGUAAUUUAUCUUACUGUUCAUAUGUACAUGUUCAAUUGGGGUUGAAGGGUGUAAUCUUGUGAAUAUCAUGUGAAGUUAUAUAAUAUAGGUAAUCUUAUCCUGAUUUUAUCACAUUGAUACCUGACCACUAUUCAUUGCAGACAUAGUUUUGCAAUGUAAAACUUCAGACUAAAAUUCUUUCAACAGUAUUGUAGUUAUGUUUUGUGAUACAAAUACACAUUAUAAAUGAAAUACUUAUUUUUCAAGCCUCUCUAGUCCAUAGAGAGAAGUGUGGAACUCCUUACCACCUUUAAGCUCGGGUAUAAGUUCAAGAUCUCAAAUAUGGCUGUCUCAAUGUCAGAACGUUGAGAUUAUGCAAUCUAAAUAAUGUAAGCCAGAUUUUUAAAAUUUGUAUAUCGAUUUGUUUGCUAGUACUAUGUUAAUGUAUUAAGAUAUUUUUCUGAUGUAGUACAUAGUUUGACAUUUUUACAAAUAUUGGUUAUCUUGCAUAAAAACAUCAUCUUAAUAAUAAUAAACAUUUCCUAUGUCUACCCACCCACAAAAAAUUUAAACAUCUUCCAACUGCAUCCACUGGUAACAAUAGUAAAAAUGGAAAGAAAUGUUGCAUAAGCUCAGCAUCAAAAAUGGGCACAUGUACUUAACGACAUUACAUCUGCUGUGAACAUGGCAUUGUGUACUGGUUCUUAUUCAAUUGUUACGUAUAUAGUUGUUAUUCAUUAUUUAGUGUGCCUGUUAUUUAAAAAGAAUGUAGUCCCCGAAUUUUAUUGGAUACAUUUCAGAAAAAUCCAAAAUCCAGAUUUCCUUUGGUCGCAGUUUGGGUUAGAGAUCCUGUAUUGUACACUGAGCAGUUAGUUCAUAGUAACACCACAAUUUGUAAUGAUUUCACUUGAUGUUCUGCGUUGUUCUAUUGAUUGUGCAGACCAGUUAGAAUGAAAAAUAUUCUUUCCAUGAAAGAUCUAUGUAAUGUGCUUUAUAUUGCCUUACUCAUGGCUGUCAAUAUACAUGAUUUUGUUUUUUGAGAUGUACAGUACAGACUGGACAUCUAUUAUGUCGAAUGUGCUGAGAUCAAUGGCAUUUAUAUCUUGCUGUAAUAAAUGUAACUUCAAUAAAUGCCAAGACGAAUUA